UGUCUUCAACCUUUUUAUUUUGUAGCAAAUGCAAAUGAAACUUCAAACCCCAAUCUAAUAGUGAAACCCUCCCUCCAUUGGAACGUUAACAUCAUGAUUUCUGAUUUCGUUUCGGACGCAAAUUCGAUACACUCUGCUCUCCACUCCCUCGAGCACCUUCCCUUGUCACAGCGCCAAAAAUUGCUGCAUUCCCCAACUCUCCAAAACGACCCUCGAACGUCGCUUGCUUGCAAGCCCUCUCUGCAGCUCCGUGCGGUUGAGAAAAAGGAGGCCGAUAAUUUCCAUUCUCUGGAAACGUGUCCGAUAUUUGGAAUUGAUGACAGCAGAGUAGAGAAAACCAGUGCUAAUGUCACCGUUUUAGCUGAAUGUUCGACACUUUCUGCCUUUGUUGGUUGUGCCACUGUAAAGGUUGAAGACUAUCAGACUCCUUCGAGUUCUGUUGAGAAGGAUCGAGAAGCAUCUAUUCAGUUAGAUUCUCCUACUCCAAAGGUGAAAAAGGAGAUUCACGAAGUUGAGGAUCUAGAUCAUAUUGUAUUGAAAGAGCGGCUAAGGAUGCUGCUAACUGGGAAGCUUCCAGGAUUGUCAAAUACAGUUUUAGAGAGUAGUAAUGGAGGCUUGUUGGAAACCAUCAUGGAACAGACUCUUAAAAACGGAGAUGAACAGAUUAAUUCUGCCAAUGGGAAAGCAGCAGUGGUUAGAGACCAGUGUAAUGACUUCCUAGAAGGAAGUAAUAUUUCGCUACCACUUGGAGCCACAUGUGUAUCAGCCCUAUUAACUGACAAUGCCUCCUCUGAAUCAAAAGGACCGGUAAUUUCAGCUGGCCUUAUAGAAGAUGGGCCUAUAUUAAAAUCCAGAGGAAUAGUCAUGCAAAUUGAUUCACAUGUGGAAAAUAAUAUCAUAAACAAUGAUGGCCCAUUUAGUUCAACCUCUCCAACCUUUGUCAAAGUUAAGGAUGAACCUUGGGAUUACUGUGAAAACCUCAAUGUUAACAAGGAUUAUUUGGGUAGGAUUUCUAUCGUAUUCCCAAAUGUAAAACAUGAAAGGGAAGUCCAUAAUGAAUAUCACGAUGAUCAGGUGGAUCAUAUGAAGUUAAUUGAUCGACUAAAUUUUCUCAAGUCAGGAACAGAUUCUAGUUUACAUAUUUCUACAGGCUACUCAUCUUUGAAGAAAACUCGGCCUUUUUCCUCUUUAUCGAGCCCUAUUUUUUCAAAAUCCACUAAACCUUCAAGCAUCAACUGUAGGCGCAAAAGAAAAAAAACAGCCACGGAUUCAGUUCAGGAAGCACUUGAGGAGGAUGCUCCCGGGCUCCUGCAGGUAUUGCUUGACAAAGGUGUGUUAGUUGAUGAAAUUAAGCUUUAUGGAGAGGAAGAAAACGAUGAAACGUUGGAUGAAUCAUUUGGUGAAGAUAGCUUUUCAGAAUUUGAGGCUGUGAUGGCCAAGAUUUAUUUAUUUUUUCCCUUCAUUGGGAGACAGAUUUCUUCUGAACGGCACACUUUUUUAAAAUUCCCUUUUACACGCUGCUCAAAGACUUCAAGAGCAAGUUAUUGCUUUGCUUGUCUAUUCUCACUUGUGGAGCAGACACGAUAUUUAAAAUUUCGCAAGUGGCCAGUUGAGUGGGGUUGGUGCCGAGAUUUGCAAUCGUUUAUUUUUGUUUUUGAGAGACAUAACAGGAUAGUACUGGAGCGUCCUGAAUAUGGUUUUGCAACAUACUUUUUUGAGCUGGUAGAAUCCUUACCUGUCCAAUGGCAGGUCAAGCGGUUGGUGAUUGCUAUGAAAUUGACUACAUGUAGCAGAAUUUCCAUUAUUGAGAAUAAAGAAUUGGUGGUUGGAGAAGAUUUGAGUGAAGGUGAGGCCGAGGUGCUAAUGAAAUUUGGUUGGACGCCAAGUACUGGCCUGGGAACUAUGCUUAACUACUGUGACAGAGUUGUGCAUGACAGGAAAAAUGAGGACUUUUCUUCAGAAUGGCGAUCUAAAAUAGGAAAGUUACUGGUGGAUGGUUAUAAAGGUGGAACCAAAGUGAAGCCUAAUGUUCCGAUAAAAGAUUCUCAAAGCCCUGUCAUUGACUCAAGCUGCAGCACUCCCAUGUCUGAUUAGAGGUUAGUUUGUGUAGGAAAGUCUUUUCCAUGUACCUUGUAUAUAUAUUUAUUGAUAACCGUCUUUCAGACAGCUAUUGUAGAAUAGUUCAACAUUUGUUAAAAUCCACAUUAUAUCAUUUACAGAAGUAUGCUCUUUUGUUUU
Molecule: messenger RNA, 2238 nt
Organism: Vigna radiata var. radiata (mung bean)
Lineage: Eukaryota; Viridiplantae; Streptophyta; Magnoliopsida; Fabales; Fabaceae
Exons: 10
Coding region: 94-2094 (666 amino acids)
Source: RefSeq, a predicted model, not a curated record